AUGUCUUCUCAAAGGUCGAAAAGAUACGCUGCCAGAAACUCUCCACCGCCGAGUGCCCCGUGGGCCUUUGACCAACCACCGCCAACAGGCAUACCAGUUUCACCUCCUAACUAUAACUAUUUUGACAAUUACCAAAUACCUCCACCACGAUCACCACCACCGCCACCGCCACCGCCACCGUUACCUCAAGCUCAUGUUAGCACUCCAGGGAAGUGGUCUACUGGUCUCUGUGGUUGCUGCUCCGAUAUUCCAAACUGUUGUAUAACAUGUUGGUGUCCGUGCAUAACAUUCGGUCAGAUUGCUGAGAUUGUAGACAAAGGAUCUACUUCCUGUGGAGUAGGUGGAGUACUUUACACUCUUAUAGCCCUUACGGGAUGUGCGUGCUUAUAUUCUUGCUUCUAUCGUUCAAAGUUGAGAAGGCAAUACAUGCUGCCGGAGACUCCAUGUGCAGAUUGUUGCGUUCAUUUUUGUUGUGAAUGUUGUGCCUUGUGCCAGGAGCAUCGUGAGCUUAAAAACCGCGGAUUUGAUAUGUCUAUUGGAUGGCAAGGAAAUGUGGAGAGGCAGAAUCCUAGAAUUACAACGGCACCAAACAUUCAUGGAGGAAUGAGUCGAUAAGUGGUUGGCUUCUGCUAUCCAAUUGUAGACGGUGGCCAUUAUAUUUGAUGAGACAAAUAUUUUUCUUCUUUCUUGUGGCAUGGGGUGUGAAUUAGGUAAUGCUUAUAGUUGUUUCCUCUCUAAGUAAUUUAUGUAAUUAAGGUCAAAUUCCAUGA
This is a messenger RNA of Olea europaea var. sylvestris, 770 nucleotides long. RefSeq names its product protein PLANT CADMIUM RESISTANCE 2-like. The transcript has 4 exons. Bases 1 to 615 code for a protein of 204 amino acids. The record is from RefSeq and is a predicted model, not a curated record. NCBI's taxonomy places the organism in Eukaryota, Viridiplantae, Streptophyta, Magnoliopsida, Lamiales, Oleaceae.